Erythranthe guttata (spotted monkey flower) is the source of this 3875-nucleotide messenger RNA. The record is from RefSeq and is a predicted model, not a curated record. Lineage: Eukaryota; Viridiplantae; Streptophyta; Magnoliopsida; Lamiales; Phrymaceae.
ACACUUCGUACGACGUGAAAUUACAAACAUACCCUUCAAAAAAACCCACGUUGCAAUUCCGAGCCCCGGUGACUUUCUCCACACCCUCAUAAAUAUAACUAUCUCCACGCUCCGGCUUCCCUCUCUCCCAAUUUAUAUACAUAUAUACAGAGUAGUACACGCAGCAUGGUAAAAACUCUCUAUUUUCCGUCAAAUAUAUUUAUAUAUAUAUAUGUGUUUGUACACGAGUGUAUAUAUAUAUAAUAAAUAUAUAUAUAUACAGAUAUAUACAUGUGUAGAUAUUGCACUCAUAAAACUCUCUCCUGCGCUCAUGUUAAUUAAGAUUUAAGAGAGGGUCGAAAGAUCUCCUUGCGGCAAAAAAAAAAUCUUUUCAAUUACUUGUGUUGUUGGAUUGCGAUUUAUCCCUUCCGUAUAAUUCAAGUAAUGUGAUUGACUCUUUGAAGCUUUUGUUUUUCAAUUCUGUAGGAUUUAUCGAUACGAAUACGAUAAAUUUGGAGGUGAUCUGCGUGAGACAAAUUUGAUCACGAUUUUUUUCCAAUUGGAGUGAAUGAACAGUGGUUUUUUUGAAGAUUAUUGAAAUUGUUAAUUCAACGAUAGAUAUACGAGGAUUAGAUGGUGAAGAGGGCAAGAGAUGAUCUGGUUUUGAGUCCUCAAUCGAAGGAGCUCGCAAUUCGUCCGCCACCCGAGCGGUCCGGAAAAGCACAGAUGUCAACUGCAAGCACGGCGCAAGUGGUGACAGACAAUGAUGCAUUGACGUAUCUGAGAACUGUGAAGGAAAAAUUGAAGGACCGAGGAGAUAAAUACAAUGAAUUUCUUCAAGUCAUGAAAGCGUUCAAGGCUACAAGAAUUGAUACAAACGGGAUUAUACGAAAAGUGAAGGAAUUAUUUGAAGGGGAUCGAGAGCUAGUUUUGGGUUUCAAUGCCUUUUUACCAGAAGGGUAUAAAAUUACCCUCCCAUCGGAUGAUCAACCAGUUCCGAAAAAGAAGAGAGUUUGCUUUGACCAAGCAAUCAAUUAUGUGAACAAAAUCAAGGCUAGAUUUCAAGGCGAUCACAGUGUAUAUAGUAGUUUCCUCAGCAUCUUGGAUAUUCACUUUAAAGAUAAAAAGCCAAUAGCAGAGGUUUAUCAGAAGAUAUCCGUUCUUUUUAAGGACCAUCCUGACCUACAAUUAGAAUUCACUAAUUUCCUACCUGAUGAUUCGAGUGCUGCCCCUCUCCAUUAUGAUGAGCUUGGUUAUGUAAGCGGCUCUCCUCUGACUAUGAUGAGGCCCCGUGAUAUUAAAAAGAAGCCUGCUGCUUUAUGUGAUGUUCGUGAGCAGAAAAUCGAUCACCCUGAUCCAGAGCAGUUUGUUGAAAAAGGACAGAAGAAAAGAGUAGGCAGAGACAAAAAUGAACGGGAAGAUGAAGAUAUUUCAGGUCACAAAAGAACAUCUCUUCGUAGAGAUGAUUCUGCGAAUGGCUUGUUUGAUCAAGAUUGCUUGCAUGACAAGAAACAAAUAUUCCAGCCUUUAAAGGUAGAAGAAUGCGAGGGAGAAGAUCCUAAUAUGGAAGAUGAAGAUACAGAUAACGAUGACAUUAAAGAUGUCAUUAAAGAGAAGCAAUCUGCUAAUAAAGAGAAGUUCAUGGCAAAACCCAUUCAAGAACUUGAUCUCUCUAACUGUGACCGCUGCACUCCAAGUUAUCGACUUCUUCCCGAUAAUUAUCCGACUCCAUCAGCGUUCGGCAGAAACAAAAUUGGUAAUGAAGUGCUGAAUGAUCGAUGGGUAUCUGUCACUUCAGGAAGUGAAGAUUACUCAUUCAAUCACAUGCGCAGAAACCAAUAUGAAGAAAGUUUGUUCCGCUGUGAGGAUGAUAGGUUUGAGCUGGACGUGUUGUUGGAAUCUGUGAAGGCAACAGCAAAGAGAGUCGAAGAACUUCUAGACAGUAUGAAUGAUCAUACAAAUAAGACAAACAGUUCAGUUAACAUCGAAGAUCAUUUGACAGUUCUUAACCUACGGUGCAUUGAGCGUUUAUACGGUGAACAUGGGCUUGAAGUAAUGGACAUGUUAAGAAAAAACGCACCCGUUGCUCUGCCAGUUAUUUUAACACGGUUGAAGCAGAAACAGCUGGAAUGGGAAAGUUGCAGAUCUGAUUUUAAUAAAGUUUGGGUGGAAACGUACGCUAAGAACUACCGAAGAUCACUUGACCACAUGAGCUUCCAUUUUAAGCAGGAGGACAAAAAAAGAAUGAAUACUAAAGCUUUGUUAGCUGAAAUUAAAGAAAUGAGUGAAAAGGAUCAAAACGAAGAAGAAAUGAUUAUGUCAAUUAGUGCUGGAUAUAGACAGCCAAUCAGAGCUCAUAUGAAAUUUGAAUAUCCCGAUCCAGACAUCCAACGAGAUCUAUAUGAGCUCAUUAAAUACUCGUGUGGAGAAGUUUGUAUGUCUGAGCAGCGUGGCAGAGUCGUAAAUAUUUGGACAAACUUCCUCGAACCGUUGUUUGGUGUUCCUUCACAUCCUUUGGAGCAAGUUAUUACAAGUGAUACUGUAGGAAUAAGCAUUAACGAGGAAAAUAACGCAGAUCUAUUAAAUGUUGCAUGUGAAGAAAUUGAAAGCAGCACCAAGAGUGAGCUAGAAGAAGGUGAAAUAUCUCCAAGUAGAAAUCUUGACGAGAAAAAUGCCAUGAACGAAGUAGCACAAAGUGAAAGCCCUGAUGAAAAUCGGGACCAUGAUAAUUAUACUUUACAGAGUGCAAAGCCUAUUACGAAGAAAACUCAUUCGGGUUUACAUUUCGAAAAGAAGAAUUCUGAGGUCUUCUAUGGGAAUGAUUCCUUCUAUUUGCUUUUCAGAUUUCACCAGAUUUUAUAUGAAAGAAUGCACACUGCCAAGGUGCUCACUUCGUCUCCUGAAAAUAAACCUAGGAUAUCGAAUGAUGCAGAACGAACAGAUUCGUAUACGAGAUUUAAGGAUGCACUGCAUACUUUGCUGAAUCGAACAUCUGAAAAUGCGAAGUUUGAAGAUGAGUGCCGAGCUAUUAUUGGUGCUAAAGCUUACAUCUUUUUUUCGUUGGACAAGCUGAUACAUAAACUUGUGAAGCAGCUACAAAAAAUUGAAAGCGAGGAAAUGGACAACAAACUCCUUGAAUUGUACGAGUACGAAAGAUCAAGAAAUCCUGAAAAAUUUUCCGAUGCAGUUUAUCACGAAAAUGCCCGUUUUCUUCUUCCCGGUGACGAACUGUAUCGAAUAGAAUGCGUACCUUCUUCUCCAAGGUGUUUGACCAUACAACUAAUGAAAAACGAGCAUGAUAAACCGAAAGGGGUUAUGGACCCCGAUUUUGCAGCUUACUUGAAUAAUGAACUUCUCUCAACUGUUCCCGAAAGAAGCGGAAAUCCUAGAAUAUUCUUAAAGAGAAACAAAAGAAGAUAUUCGACUGGUGACGAAGUUUCUGAUGCCUGCAAAGCCAUGGAAGGACUUUCGAUAUAUAAUGGUCUGGAAAUUGUGAUCAACUGCAAUACAUCGAAGGCCAGUUAUGUUUUAGACACAGAGGAUAUCUUGUACCGCAGAAGAAAAGGGAAGAGGAAGCCUUUGUCUAAAGGUAGAUGCAAAAUAUUGUCUCUCUAUGAUUGAUUCUGCAAUUUUAUUUUUAAUUUUAAUUUAUAGAAAAAUAUAGUUAAAGAUAGUCUUUAAUUGUAGCAUUGGAAGUGUAUAUUUUGUUCAUUUUGAUUUAUUUCUUGAUUCUUGAAAGUUUAGUAUUUAUAGUUAUUCAGGUAACAUAGUUGGUCAAUAAUUCAAUUGUAAUUUUGUAUAGUUGGUCAAUAUAUUACUACUCUUGAUUUGGACACCAAUCAUUUACUUCCUACAAAAGGACUAUGAUAUUAUUGCACAUUCUUUAUUCGAAUCUA